UGAGACAUGGAGCUGUGUAACACGGCUGGAGAGGGUGCAGGGGACUGAGGCGCGUUCUCCUUGUCUUAUCCGCUCCCUACGGCCACGCCCUAUUCUUCCUCCUUCAGUGUGUGCGUAGCUCCAUGCGCCGGGUGCUGUGUAAUAGGACCGUGAGGGGAGUCAGUGACUGAUUUAGCAGGCCAGACAGGCAGCCGGGAGGAGUCGGCGUGGUGACCGCAGACAGAUUCUCCAUAUAGGUCUUCUCUCGCAACUAUUGACGCCAUCUGUUUCUGAAGACCGCUGGUAAAUGAUGGCUAGUUUUUCAGCUGAGGAUGAAGUCUCGCUCCAGUCAAUGGUUCGACAGCUCCUGCAAAGCGUAAAGGAAAGACUGACCACUGCACCAUCUGCCGAAUGUGCUGAAGAGAUUCUGCUGCACCUCGAGGAAACUGAUGAACAUUUUCACAAUUAUGAGCUGGUGAAGUACCUGAGACAUUACAUCAAGAGCUGUCUGGGAACUGUGAUAGAGGAUGAAACAGAGAGAUGUACCUUUGCUCAGAGUCAGGGAGAGGGAUCUGGAUAUGAUACUCUCGUACACCGUGUCACCAAACGCACACGCGAAUCUAAAGAGUACUCCGAGAUGAUGCUUUCACUCAAGAAUGUUAUAAUGGCUGUUGUAGAGACUCUUCUCAAUAAGUUUGAAGAGGAUCAGGCUAAAAAUAGAGAAAUGCAGAAAAGGGCUUUGCAUGAGCAACAUAGUAGAUAUGCCGACAACUGCUCUGACAGUGAUUCAUCCUUCAAUCAGAGUUAUACUUUUAUGAAUCAAGAACAAUUGCAACUUAUUGCUGAACAGUUAGAUCCAAGUCAACCUGAGGAGAUACGGAAAGAGGCAAUGCAAACAUUGUGUUCUGCUCCGCCAUCUGAUGUUCUCAACUGUGAAUGCUGGCAUGUUCUUCAUAAAAAUCUAACUCUGUCACUGGCCAAUCCAGACUCUACAUUCACCGAGAGAAUUUUACGAUUUUAUGCUAAAACUUUUUCUUCAUCACCAUUAAAUAUGGCAAGAGAAGUCUACACAAGCUUGGCCAAACAUUUGGAAUUGUCAUUUGCUUCUAAGGAAGGUCACAAACCAAUAUUAGUAACGGGUAUAGACCUGAACAAUCCAGAAGUUGUCCGUACAUUAAAAAAGAUUCGUCUCUUAAAUGAUUACCAGAAGGAGGUUCCAUCUUUCUGGAUUCGUCAUCCAGAAAAGUACAUGGAAGAAAUCAUAGAGAGCACGUUGUCCCUGUUAUCAGUAACUCAAGAUUCAAAUUCACAAAUGCUACUGGAUCCAGUAUUUUACUUGUCAAUGACUGAUACCAAGGCUUUGUGGUUCAAAAAAUGGAUGCAUGCCUAUUAUAGCAGGACUGUGGUAUUAAGACUUCUUGAGAAGAAAUAUAAAUCUUUGAUUGUUGCAGCUAUUGAGCAGUGUUUCUAUUAUUAUGAAUCAUCACAGUCAGGAGUCGAUGAAAACACUAAAACAACAGCAUCCUCCCAGCUACAUCCUGGCACUAAACAGAAGACAUUCUACUCCAGAAGAGAAUUACAUUAUUUAUACUUUGUUCAUUCACUUAGUCUUCUCGGAAGACUGCUGAUAUAUAAACAUGGCAGAAAACUGUUUCCCAUAAAACUGAAAAACCGAAAAGAAAUGGUUUCCCUGUCUGACCUAGUAGUGCUGUUUAUACAUAUUAUGUUGUAUUGCCCAAAUGGUCAGAAGAGGACACUUGGAGCAUAUGCAGACACUCUUGCUCCAGCGAGUUUGGCUAUGGAGGUCCUACGUAUGCUUUGUGACCGCAAAGAAUGUGCCAGCGAAUGUUUGUACACUGGAGCUAUUAUAGCGACACUAAUUUCUCCAAUACAAAAAUUGCUGAAAGGAAAGAAGGUUCAGCCAAACUGUGAUGAAACCACGCUUACUUUUGUUGCUGACAUUUUAGCAAGGAUUGGUUCAAGUGAAGCAGGGCUUUCCCUUCUUCUGUAUGGAGAAAAAACAGAAUGUGUCAAAGAUUGCAAUACAGGUGCUCAUGUAAUUGCUCAGUUUUCCAAAAAGCUUCUUAAUGAAGAUAUUCCUGACUUAACUGAAUCAGACUUACUGCCUGUGCUGAAAGGAUCUUUCAUAUUUGUGUGUCGCCAAAUAUACCAUACAUGUGAAGGACUCCAAGUGUUGACUCCAUAUCAGUUACAUGACUGCAUUGCUGGUGCCUGGAAAAAGACAAUUUUUCUUUCUGAAAGAACCCCAACGCCUGUUGCUGGAGCUGCAUCUCUUUCAUCUGGAAGCCCGGAUUCACAGGGGACAAUAGUAUGGGAGGAAUCAUUGCUUGAUAGCUUGUUGAACUUUGCUGCUACUCCAAGGGGACUUCUACUUCUCCAACAAACUGGAGCCAUCAAUGAAUGUGUGACUUACAUGUUUAGCCGAUUUACAAAAAAACUCCAGGUUAGCAGAAGUGAAAAAUUUGGUUAUGGACUUAUGGUUACACAAGUGGCAGCAAUAGCCCCUGGUGCAGUAGCCCUGCAAAAGUCAGGCUUUAUUCAGGCUUUUGUCACUGACUUGUGGGCUGCACUAGAAUGUGGGAGAGAUGAUGUCAGGGCUUUUCAUCCUAAGCCUACCCCCGUGGAUCCCAUAGACAGAAGCUGUCACAAGUCUUUUCUAGCAUUGGUGAACCUACUGUAUUCCUACCCUGCUGUUUAUGAGCUGCUUUGCAACCAAGAAUUGCCAUCAAAAGAUGAAUACUCUCUGCGUGAAGUCCCUACUUCCUUUGUUGAUAUCUUUGAUCGUCUUGUGAUUGUAGAUUCAGUGGCUAAAAUAAAUUCAUUAUUUAACUAUGACCAGUCACACAUUUUUGGAUUAAGAUUGCUGAGUGUUUUAUGCUGUAAUCUUGACACAUUAUUACUUCUAGAAUCCCAAUACAAAGUAUGCAAGAUGCUUUUAAAUGCUCAAAGAGAAAAUGUUACAGACUCUUCAACUGAUUUGGAGAGUGUCAUUAUUGAUGGUUUGUCUGUGGAAAGAAACCACCUUCUUGUUCGAAUGAAUGUCCUUGGAGGACCGCAUGAGCGUAUCCUGCCUCCUAGAGUUUUGCUUCAGGCUAACGAUCCAUAUCCCUGGCCAAUGUUUUCAUCCUAUCCCUUGCCAAAGUGCUAUACUCCAGAGAUUCCUGCUACAGAUGACCCUAAACUAGACCACGAACUCUUGAAGUUUCUUUCCUCUGGAAAUACAGAGUCAACAGUAAGUUGGCUAGAGAAUUGCAAGAGACUGUUCUGCAAGACUAUUACAUCUAAACCUGGAUCUUUAAGGGGAGCUGUUUAUGGAGAAUUAUUGGAUAAAUAUGUUUCCCACCUUUACGAAAUUCCUGCUAAUUGUGUUUUUCAGCAAUCUGAAUGCAAAGAUGCACAUAUGAUACAAAAUGAAAGUCUUCUUCCAUUCCAGCAACUAGGUGUACAAAUGGUUAUUAGGUAUGGCAAACAUCUAGGUCUAUUAACCAGUAAUGGUGAACAAGAUCUAAUUCAGCUCCUUAAACAGUGUGAGCUAUUUCUUAAACAGCAGCAAGUAUCUGUCAGCUCUCCAUUGCGGUAUUUACAUGGAAGCUAUUCUGGUCAUGACUGGUUUGCAUCUUCUGUGUUCCUGAUAAUGUCAGGAGACAGUGAAAGAACAUUAACAUUUCUACAGAAAUUGUCUAGCCUCCUAGUCUCAGCAUACCUCUGGCUUCCACGGCUUCACAUUUCUAAGCACUUGCCUGUUGACAUAGUGCAGGCUGGAAUCCAUCCAAUAUUCUUUUGCACUGCUCAUUACAUUGAGAUGCUGAUGAAGGCUGAGGUUCCACUUGUUUUUUCAGCGUUCCGCAUGUCUGGCUUUACUCCCUCCCAGAUUUGUCAGCAUUGGCUAAGUCAGUGUUUCUGGAAUUACCUGGACUGGUGGGACAUUUGUCAUUACAUUGCUGUAUGUAUCAUUCUGGGGGCGGAUUACCAGGUGUAUCUGUGUAUAGCAAUAUUCAAACACCUGCAGCAGGACAUCCUGCAACACACACAAGCCCAGGAUCUACAAGUCUUCUUGAAACCAAGACACAGAUUCAGAGGUACAGAGGAAGAAGCAAUCCAUGGAUUUAACAUUGGCAAUUAUCUUGAGUACAUGAAAAGCCUCGAACAGAUGUACAGGCUGAUGAUCUUAAAAGAAAUGAGAAAUUUUACAUUUAAAUGAAAAAUCAAGAAAAAUAUAUAAUUACAGACUGCACUGGUCUUAGGUUAAAAAUGUAUAUAGAGAAAACACAUUGAUAUAUUUGUAUGCAAACACUGCAGUGAUGUGUGCUGAGUCUUUAAUUUAUAUUUCAUAGUUUAAUUUGAUUUUUUUUUUUUUUUUUUUACAUUUUCCUUAGAGGUGUUUUAUGAUCUGUAGUAGUUAUAGGAAACGGCAAUGGAUUAUACAGUGUUUACCUGUACUGUUUAAGACAAAUGACUAGACUAACCUUUUUAAAGAAAUCAAAUAAAUUAUUUAUUUUCAUAAUUAUGAAA
Pseudophryne corroboree (corroboree frog) is the source of this 4512-nucleotide messenger RNA. It is a transcript of the gene TBC1D32, whose product is annotated as TBC1 domain family member 32. The coding region runs from base 287 to 4201 and encodes 1304 amino acids. Gene Ontology annotation, cellular component: trans-Golgi network. The record is from RefSeq and is a predicted model, not a curated record. Gene Ontology annotation, biological process: Golgi to plasma membrane protein transport. The transcript is spliced from 35 exons. Lineage: Eukaryota; Metazoa; Chordata; Amphibia; Anura; Myobatrachidae.